Messenger RNA from Zasmidium cellare ATCC 36951, 840 nucleotides. RefSeq lists its product as uncharacterized. Bases 1 to 840 code for a protein of 279 amino acids. NCBI's taxonomy places the organism in Eukaryota, Fungi, Ascomycota, Dothideomycetes, Mycosphaerellales, Mycosphaerellaceae. The transcript is spliced from 2 exons. The record is from RefSeq and is a predicted model, not a curated record.
AUGGACAGCGCCAUGGAGAACGAUUAUCCCGCUCCUCCGUCCAUGGGCGACGCCAACUUCGACAUCUUGGAAUGGCACCCUGCAUAUCUAUCCUGCCAGCGAUACUUCAUCGACCACGCACAGCAUGAACCAGCUACACAGGCCGUCUGCGCUCUCACCAACAUCCGUUUGCCGUUUCAAUGGCUGGGGAACCCCGUCACAGCUUCGACUCCUCCACAAAGCUCGCAAGGAGGCAACUUUAACUUCAAUGCCUAUCAACGCCAAGGUAGCAACUACCAGAGCCCCCAAGGACGAGGGAAUAACGAUCGACCAACGAACUUCGUCUCGCCCGUACCGUACAUCCGACGACUUGUCGUUACCGGCUUCGACAAGCCAGCGAUCUUGCACGGCUUCUUCGGCGACGAUUACCUCAAAGGUGUCAUGCCCCACGUCGAGUGCGAAAGACGGAACUACCUCUUCGCGGCGAAACACGGCGGCUGGAGGACAUGCAAGAAGCAGUACGACUCAGGCAGUGGAGGAGGUCACGACGAAACACUGCCAUUCAUGAAGCCUUUGGACGAGGCCAAGAUGGAGGAACUCACAGCGGCUGAGAAAGCUUGGAGCAGUUGGCUGGCGAUGGAAGAUUGGAUGGUGGGACCUCGCGCGCCUGAAGAUGAAGAUGCACCAAGGACACAUUCUCAUAGAGCGAGUGGUGGUGGGAGUAUGCGGUAUCAGGGCAUGCCGGAUGGUAUGCCGGAUGGGUUGACAGACAACUCGUUUUCGGCUGGCGGUGGAGAGGAUAUGAGAUAUGGCAGGCGAGAUGGAGGAAUGGGUGAUGGAGGGCUGCCGGAUGGUGUCUAG